This is a messenger RNA of Lachnellula hyalina, 807 nucleotides long. RefSeq lists its product as uncharacterized. The transcript is spliced from 2 exons. Lineage: Eukaryota; Fungi; Ascomycota; Leotiomycetes; Helotiales; Lachnaceae. Bases 1 to 807 code for a protein of 268 amino acids. Gene Ontology annotation, molecular function: hydrolase activity. The record is from RefSeq and is a predicted model, not a curated record.
AUGUCUUCGGUAAAGAUCCAGCUCAUGUCUGAUCUCCAUCUCGAGACUCCACAAGCAAGACCGACGUACCAGGACUUCGAAAUCCCGCCAAAAUGUCAAUAUCUAGCCCUCCUAGGAGAUAUCGAAAAUAUAGGGGACAGUCGACUCUUCGAUUUCCUUGAAAAGCAACUAAGAUCUUUCGAAGUUGUCUUUUACCUACUGGGAAAUCACGAGCUGUUCGGAAUGACCCGGCUGGAAGUCCAAACAAGCGUCCGCGCUUUCGAACAUGAAAUGGAAGAGCUCCGCUCCUCAUUAGGAUCAAACCAAACCAGAUAUGACCUUACGGAAAAGGUGACCGUGCUAGGAUGCACGCUUUUCUCUCAUAUCUCCAACGACCAGCAAGAAUCCGUAUCGCUCUUUUGCUCCGAUUUUUCAGAGAUACAAGACUGGACGGUGGAUACCCAUAAUGCAGCCCACCGCUCUGAUCUCCAUUGGCUAGAUACGCAAGUCGAGCAUAUAACACAACACGAGCCGCAUCGUAAGAUCCUGGUCUUCACUCAUCAUAGCCCGACAUUGCUUGAGGACGCCAAUAAUCCUAGACACCUGGAUGAUGCUGCACAAGUCCGUUCUGCAUUUGUUACAGACCUGUCUGAGCAAGAGUGUUGGAAAAAUGCAAGUGUUAAACUCUGGGCUUUUGGACAUACUCAUUUCAAUUGCGAUUUUGUGGAUUCGGGGACGAAGAGGAGAGUUGUGGCGAAUCAGAAGGGGUAUCGCAGGUCAGAAUUGGAUACAUUUGAUGUAACAAAAGUGGUCGAGGUUAUAUAUUAG